Molecule: messenger RNA, 630 nt
Organism: Trypanosoma grayi
Lineage: Eukaryota; Euglenozoa; Kinetoplastea; Trypanosomatida; Trypanosomatidae
Exons: 1
Coding region: 1-630 (209 amino acids)
Source: RefSeq, a predicted model, not a curated record
AUGCUGCGGCUUGCACAUGUCGGCGUCGUGGCCGCUGCCGCUGCCUCUGUUUCCGCUGGUACUACUGCCACCGCUCUUGUCGCCGGAAGCCAGCACCGCUGCUUGAAGAGCGGAGAGGCGCCGAAUGUUCUCCCGCCUCAGUCAAAGCAGGCCCUCCAUAGUCUUUAUCGUCGUCUCCGCAAAGAGGGAGAGGAGCGGGGAAUGAUGGAACGGGCUCUCUCCGUGCACCCGCUGGAGACGAACAUCAAGAUGGGCCUGCGUCUUUUGCGUUACCGGACAAUGUUGGUGAACAUUGACAGAGAGGCUUCUGAGGUGGCGUUCUGGCGUUUAGUGCGCCGUAUGCGCCUGGGAGCAGCCCGGCGCUACUUUGCGUGGCGUAUUUUUUUAAUCCGUCUUCGGUUGCGGAGCUCCGCUGCUAUCAGUGACGCGUUGGUGUAUGCCCUCUUCCUAGUGGUGUGCUUCAUGUUGUACCAGAUCUACAGAGUGUGCCGCAUUGGCGUGACACGCGCGGAGGAUCGCUACCGGACGUUAGCCGUUCCUAUCGUGCAGACCUUUGACGCUAUUGAGCAGGCGCAGCAGCGUCAGAAGCUUCGACAGGAGAUGGAAAACGAUAUGAUACGGCAGCGAUAG